CCCUGACUCUUUUUUAUUUUUUCCUCCCAAAUUUGCGAUAUUUAUAUUCAGUCCGAAUAAUUUGCCCUGAUAGACUCUUAGGCCUUUUGUAUUAAACACCCCCCUCAAUUUCAGUAAACACAAAAAACCCAUCUCCCUACUCUAUUUAAAUUAUAUAAUGGCUUCAACCGCACUUGGAUUACGAUUCGCUAAGACAGCAAUGUUGACAGCUCCUAAACCAAUGGUAGCAGCAUCAUACCGCGCAAUGUCAACCCAAGCAGUCAGAAACAUUGAUCAGAUCAAAGAUAUUACAGUGAAGCCUAACAACAGCGCAGAAUACGUUUUGUCUACUGUUGAUCGUGUCGUCAAUUGGGCUCGUGAAGGUUCUAUUUGGCCCAUGACUUUCGGUUUAGCAUGUUGCGCUGUUGAAAUGAUGCAUUGUUCUGCUCCUCGUUAUGAUCAAGAUCGUAUUGGUAUUGUUUUCCGUGCCUCUCCUCGUCAAUCUGAUGUCAUGAUUGUUGCCGGUACUUUAACCAACAAAAUGGCACCUGCUUUGAGAAAGGUUUACGAUCAGAUGCCCGAACCUCGUUGGGUUAUCUCUAUGGGUAGUUGUGCUAACGGUGGUGGAUACUAUCAUUACUCUUAUUCCGUAGUUCGUGGUUGUGAUCGUAUUGUUCCUGUUGAUAUUUACGUUCCCGGCUGUCCUCCUACUUCUGAAGCUUUGCUUUACGGUAUUUUCCAAUUGCAAAAGAAGAUGAGAAGAACCAAGAUCACACAAUUGUGGUAUCGUAAAUAGAUUAUUUUUUUUUUUUUUCGCUGUCGGAUUGGGGAAAAAAAAAGAAGAAGAAAAAGGAUCAAGAUUUACCGUGUCUAAAAAUACGUAGAUUUUUCAUACAGAAUAAACAAAAAAUAAUAUAAAAAUAUACAUCCGCAAACCUAACACAAUUUGUUACAUUUUCUGUGGAUGUUUUGGGCUUAGUUUUAAACAGUAGCGUGGAUCCGUGAUACACGUGUUGUACUACAACUAUCCCAGACUUGGAACCAUGAACGCUCAGGUCACCUUAUACACAUAAUGCAACUGUAACGAG
This is a messenger RNA of Mucor mucedo, 1067 nucleotides long. Its product is annotated as NADH-ubiquinone oxidoreductase. Lineage: Eukaryota; Fungi; Mucoromycota; Mucoromycetes; Mucorales; Mucoraceae. The transcript has 6 exons. Gene Ontology annotation, molecular function: NADH dehydrogenase (ubiquinone) activity; quinone binding; 4 iron, 4 sulfur cluster binding. The record is from RefSeq and is a predicted model, not a curated record. Gene Ontology annotation, biological process: electron transport coupled proton transport; mitochondrial respiratory chain complex I assembly; aerobic respiration. The coding region runs from base 158 to 775 and encodes 205 amino acids.